This is a messenger RNA of Ilex paraguariensis (yerba mate), 2510 nucleotides long. The record is from the annotation of a GenBank genome assembly. NCBI's taxonomy places the organism in Eukaryota, Viridiplantae, Streptophyta, Magnoliopsida, Aquifoliales, Aquifoliaceae.
CUCCCUUUCCUUAUCCAUUCAUUCUAUCACAUCCUGCAGCAGCCCCAUCUCUGCUCUCGUCUGUCUCUCCCUCUCCCUUCUCUCUCUCGCUCUCUCUCCCUCUGCAUAUACUUCUAUCAAUGUUGUAUCAACAUCUUCUUGUAUCUUCCAUUUCUAGUUCAAUCAAUUGUCAAAGUCAGCUUCAUUGAUUCAUACAUAGUCUUUAAAUCUAUGUAUAGUAUGUAUGAUUCUUAUGUAUGCAGAUAGAUUGAUAGAAGAAACAUGUCGUGUCUGUUGCCGCAGUUCAGGUGCUUGCCGGACACCUUCUCUGUUAACUUUAAAACCCACCACCACACUGCCACUCAACCCUCAAGAAAUAGGGACCCUACUUACUUACGGACACAAUGCAUUUUGUCUACUGCAUCACCACCAACAUCAACAGCAACAGCUACGCUGCUCGAUGUAGAGAAGUUACAAUUACCAUCUUUAGAAGCUCAUUCGAAUUCAGUUGCUGCAAACAGACCAUGGAUAUCACCCACAUCAUCGACAACUGCAGUGCUUCAUAUGGAAAAGUUGCAAUUGCCGUCUUUAGAAGCUCAUUCAAAUUCAGCUUCUACACACAGACCAUGGGCCUAUAUUGGGCCAGUCAGUCCACCCUUGGAGGCAAAUUUUGGAGCAACUUUGGCCGCAGAGAAUCUUCUUACAAGUGAAGAGGCUGUAAUAGCUGCUGCUUCUGCUGAAGCAGUUGCUUUAGCAAAGGCUGCUGUUAAGUUUGCAAAGGAUGCAGCUAUGAUGGUGAACUAUGCUAACUCUGCACAAUCAGAUGGUAGACCUACACUGCUCUCAUUUGAAGCUGAUAAUUCCCUAUUCAAGAGGGCUCAGUUGGCUCAACCUGUGGAAGCAGCACAAGUUGGUGUAGUGGGAGAAUCAAGGUUAGAUGAAAAUCAACUGGAGGAAAAUUAUUCCUUAAGUUACACCCUCGAAGAUUCUGAUGAUGUGGAGCCAACACAUGAGGAGCUUGAACUCCUCCAGGCACAACUGUUGAAGAGUAUAGCUGUGAGAUCAAGGCAUCAAACGGAACGAAACGAGAGAAGAGCAAGAGCAGCUGAGAGGGCCGCAGCCAAUGUUGUGUCUGUGAAAUCUGGUUCUAAUAGCCGAAAAAAGCGAGCUUCUUUACAGGAAAUAGAUUACUCUGAUCCUCUGCGUUAUUUGAGGGGAACAACCAGUACUUCCAGGCUUCUCACUACUGCUGAAGAACAUGAGUUAUCAGGGGGAAUACAGGUCCUGUUGAAGUUGGAGAAACUCCAGGACGAACUCGCAGAACGUUGCGGGAUUCAGCCCACUUUUGCACAAUGGGCUGCUGCUGCUGCUGUUGAUCAGAAAACCUUAAGGAAGCGUUUAAACUAUGGUAUCUUUUGCAAAGACAAAAUGAUAAAGAGCAAUGUACGGCUUGUUAUUUCCAUUGCAAAACAUUAUCAAGGAUCUGGGAUGAAUCUCCAAGAUCUUGUUCAGGAAGGAUGUCGAGGCCUUGUAAGAGGUGCAGAGAAGUUUGAUGCUGCCAAGGGUUUCAAAUUUUCAACCUAUGCUCACUGGUGGAUAAAACAGGCAGUUCGAAAGGCUCUUUCUGAUCAGUCGAGGACAAUUAGAUUACCAUUUCACAUGGUGGAGGCAACUUACAGAGUGAAGGAGGCCAGAAAGCAGUUGUAUAGUGAAAAUGGAAGACAGCCUAAUAAUGAAGAAAUCGCAGAGGCAACAGGGCUCUCAAUGAGGAGGCUCAGUGCUGUACUACUAACCCCUAAAGCCCCAAGAUCUCUAGAUCAGAAAAUUGGAAUCAACCAAAAUCUCAAACCUUCGGAAGUGAUUGCAGAUCCCGAAGCAGAAACAUCAGAAGAGUUGUUGAUGAAGCAAUUCAUGAAACAGGAGCUGGAGAAGGUGCUGAACACACUAAACCCGAGGGAGAAACAGGUGAUCAGAUGGCGGUUUGGACUGGAGGAUGGGAGGAUGAAGACGUUGCAAGAGAUUGGGGAGUUAAUGGGUGUGAGCAGAGAGAGAGUCCGGCAAAUUGAAUCUUGUGCAUUUCGAAAGUUGAAGAACAAGAGGAGAACCAAACAUCUGGAGCAGUAUUUGAUUUCAUAAUUGCCCCAACCCCGCGAGAUAGAGAGAUAGAAAUAGAGGCUUGAUGAUAUUGUUGAGUUUCUUUCUCUCCCAUUUGUUUUUCUUCUGUUUCCAGCAAAUGGAACUGUAUCAUUUUCAGAGAACACUAGAAUUUGUUUGUCCAUAGGUACAAAAGAUUUUGAAUCAAUGCAUUGUCAACAAAAUUUAUGCAGAGAAGGCAAACAUACUUGGGGGAUACGAACUGAAAGGAUCAUCAAUGUUUACCAUGGUUCUGAGUCCUUCAAUGUUCAAGCUGAGAGGAUUGCAAUGAACUUGUAUAAUGACUUCUUCCCUUGUAGUAUUUGUAUUUUGUUUGGUCACCGGUGAAACGGGCAAUGCAGCCGCUGCCUGAGAUUAUGCCGGGGCUGAUCACUGAC